CUCGUAAGACAAGAUUGUAAGCAUGUGCUUCCGUCGUCUGCCUGCAGUGUAAGCUGCUAGCGAAGGAACAGAAAGAUCAUGUAAGACUCGAGCAAAAAGCACGCUGUAGCUUCGCUUACACCAAACGAUGUCGAGGACAUCCCUAAAUCCACCCCCUGAGCUAUCUGUGGCUUGCACCACAAGGUGUACACCCCCCGUUCCUUUCCCCCAGCCCUACGCUUACUCCGGGUCUGCUGUAGACUCAAGGGCCCGUGUCGAACUCGACAUUGCUCUAACACGGCAUACUCGCCGUGCACCAAGAUUGAUAGGUAGGCAUAGGAUGGCGUUAACAGCGUCCUGCCAGCGGGUUAGUAUACAAGUAUGGACACGCUACUUGUUUGUUGGGCAAUUCAUUGAGAUGCUGCUCUGGCACGUGGCGCCGGGUCAUAUCCCGUACCCAGCCCCCCCAGCUCAGUCGAGGCUGUGCAUUAUCAAUAGCUUCAAAAAUGGAGCCUCACAGCUACGGGCUACCCUAGGCUCGGAUCCCCCAAAAAUAUCUACCAGGGAACAUUUGAAGGGCGCAGAGAUAAGGAAACUCACCAUGGCCAUGCAUUCUUCAUGAUCAAAACGCCAAAGCUCUUCGUAUUGCUCAAGUCGCGUGGGCAUUGAACGCAGGCCGAUCAGACGGGUUAAUGUACAUCCGCACAACGUCGUCGUCAAUGAUGGGCACAUCUGUUGUGCAUGCGCAUGUUCAUCUUUGGGAUCCCGUAGCUGCUUCUAUUCCACGCCAUACGUCUCUA
Messenger RNA from Colletotrichum phormii, 779 nucleotides. RefSeq lists its product as uncharacterized. The coding region runs from base 128 to 601 and encodes 157 amino acids. The record is from RefSeq and is a predicted model, not a curated record. Lineage: Eukaryota; Fungi; Ascomycota; Sordariomycetes; Glomerellales; Glomerellaceae. The transcript has a single exon.